Molecule: messenger RNA, 2709 nt
Organism: Apodemus sylvaticus (European woodmouse)
Lineage: Eukaryota; Metazoa; Chordata; Mammalia; Rodentia; Muridae
Gene: Ptpn2
Product: protein tyrosine phosphatase non-receptor type 2
Exons: 9
Coding region: 148-1368 (406 amino acids)
Biological process (GO): protein dephosphorylation
Molecular function (GO): protein tyrosine phosphatase activity
Source: RefSeq, a predicted model, not a curated record
GGUACUUUCCCCAAGGCCGGCUUGGCUCAACGUGGGGGCGGGGCGGGGCGCGGAGCGCGCAUGCGCCACAGUGCCAGCGCUCUCCCCGGAUAGAGCGGGGCCCGAGCCUGUCCGCUGUGGUGGUUCCGCUCGCGCUCCCCCGCCGCCAUGUCGGCUACCAUCGAGCGGGAGUUCGAGGAACUGGAUGCUCAGUGUCGCUGGCAGCCGUUAUACUUGGAAAUUCGAAAUGAAUCCCAUGACUAUCCUCAUAGAGUGGCCAAGUUUCCAGAAAACAGAAAUCGAAACAGAUACAGAGAUGUAAGCCCAUAUGAUCACAGUCGUGUUAAACUGCAAAGUACUGAAAAUGAUUAUAUUAAUGCCAGCUUAGUUGACAUAGAAGAGGCACAAAGAAGUUACAUCUUAACACAGGGCCCACUUCCUAACACAUGCUGUCACUUCUGGCUCAUGGUGUGGCAGCAAAAGACCAAAGCAGUUAUCAUGCUAAACCGAACUGUAGAAAAAGAAUCGGUUAAAUGUGCACAGUACUGGCCAACGGAUGACCGAGAGAUGGUGUUUAAGGAAACAGGAUUCAGUGUGAAGCUCUUAUCUGAAGAUGUAAAAUCAUAUUAUACAGUACAUCUACUACAGUUAGAAAAUAUCAAUAGUGGUGAAACCAGAACCAUAUCUCACUUUCAUUAUACCACCUGGCCAGAUUUUGGAGUUCCAGAGUCACCAGCUUCAUUCCUAAAUUUCUUGUUCAAAGUUAGAGAAUCUGGUUCCUUGAGCCCCAACCAUGGCCCUGCAGUGAUCCAUUGUAGCGCGGGCAUCGGGCGCUCUGGGACCUUCUCCCUUGUGGACACCUGCCUUGUUCUGAUGGAAAAAGGAGAGGAUGUUAAUGUGAAACAAUUAUUACUGAACAUGAGAAAGUAUCGAAUGGGACUUAUUCAGACACCAGACCAGCUCAGAUUCUCCUACAUGGCCAUAAUAGAAGGAGCAAAGUACACAAAAGGAGAUUCAAAUAUACAGAAACGGUGGAAAGAACUUUCUAAAGAAGAUUUAUCUCCUGUUUGUGAUCAUUCACAAAACAGAACGAUGACUGAGAAAUACAAUGGGAAGAGAAUAGGUUCAGAAGAUGAGAAGUUAACAGGACUUCCUUCUAAGGUGCAAGAUACUGUGGAAGAGAGCAGUGAGAGCAUUCUACGGAAACGUAUUCGAGAGGAUAGAAAGGCUACGACGGCUCAGAAGGUGCAGCAGAUGAAACAGAGGCUAAAUGAAACUGAACGAAAAAGAAAAAGGUGGUUAUAUUGGCAACCUAUUCUCACUAAGAUGGGGUUUGUGUCAGUCAUUUUGGUUGGCGCUUUGGUUGGCUGGACACUACUUUUUCAGUAAAAUGUCCUAUAAAUUAACAGUUUUACUCAGCAUCUUUCUGCACUAGUAGCUGACAGUGGUGCAUUAAUCUCAAGGGUUUGUUAGCAAAUGCCUCAUACCCCAGAAACAUUGUGCUAGAGUAGACAUCAACCAGAUAAGGGGUAUUCACACUCACAAGCCCAGCAUCUCAGGACUCAGCACUGCAGGCUCCUCUGAGACCCAGACUGUCAAUGGCUCAAAAUAAAGACAAGCAUGCUUGUUGAAAACUGUUACAUCUUACGGCUGUGUUCACAACAGUAUAUUGAGAAAUCCUUUAUCACAAGGAUUGGCUUUUGGAGGUCUUGUGAAUUUUGACCUGCACUUGAUAUAAGCAAUAAACAUUGUGGUUUUUUUUCUACAUUAUUAAUGGAAAGAAAAUAUCCUUUAAACAAUGUAUGUAAUGUGUAAUUUACUGUUGAAAUGGGCAUUACAUCUUUAUAUCCGUAACCAUUUUAGGGUAAAUAUAUUUUAUAAGUACCUAUUUAAUCUUACUUUUGUAGUUAAAUGUACUUUUUGAAGGUUCAAUUUGAAAGUCUGUUACCAUAGAAAAAUAAAUUGUGUUGACUCAGUUGUAUACUGAAUCCAUUUUCCCUUUCCUAAGCAGGCCUUUGAUCGAGGCAGUUGAAACUGAGCAAGAUAUUUCUACUACACAUUCUUAUUUCCUUUCUAUUUUAUGCUUUAUCUUAUUUUUAAAAAACAAUUUUCUAAACAUAUCAUUGAAGGAAAUUGUUUUUUCUAGGAUAGUUAAAUGACAGUAAAAACUUAGUUGAAAAUAGACAAAGAAUUGGCUUCUGCAGGAUGUGGUGGCAUACACGGCGCUCAGGAAGCUAAAACGAAGCCAGCCAAACUACAUAGCACGUUCGUAUUUCUAAAGAUAAAAGAAAAAACAGAGGUGGUGGAGGAGAGACCAGGAAACACCAAGAAUAAGAAAUCAGUUCUUAGCCAUAUUUAGUGACACAAGCCGGUCAUCUCAGCUCUUGGGAGAUAGAGGCAGAGGGCUCACAAGUUCAAGGCCAGCUUCAACUAUAUAGCUAGCCCCAGUGUUUGGGGCCAGCCAAGACUGCAAGAAACACUGUCUCAGAAACUGAAGUGGUUUAAAAAAAAUUGAUUUCUGUAAAGUAAAGCCCAUGCAUGAUUAUACUGUUAAUUUUUUUUUUUUGUGAAAAUGUUAAUGUAAUUACCCAAACAAGAUAAAUUAUGGUUAGUAAGUAAAAGGAACCAGUGUUUUAUACUUUGAUUUCGGUUCACUAGACUGAAAUUUUGAAGUAAAAAAUUUUAAUUUCUUUCUAAGUUCAAUAAAUAGUACGGUGGUGUACAAACUUA